AUGCGCUCAAAUCAUUGUGGCACAGCGACCUCUGCCUCGCACAUCCUCCUGCCUUCCCAUAGGCGGGGGGCCUACGGGCUACACCCCGCUCUCUCGCGGCCGCUAUGUCGCGCGGGUGCUCCAGGUCGAGAGCUCCGCGCGCCUGACGAACAGGGAAAAUGAGUUCGACGACUGGCGCCCCUGGCCAUGUGGUCAGCGACAGGCGCUCUCGCGCUCAGGCCCGUCGCCGUCGACGCGACCUCCGUGUGUUUCAUCGUGGUCUUCAACACGGACUCGCUGCGGCUCUUCUCCCACCGCCGGGGUUCGACGACGAGCAGGUGCCAAAGGUGGAGACCCCGGCUGCCAUCAAGGAGAACGCGAAUGAGGAAACCCGGACGGUGGACAAGCUCGACGAGGUGCCCUACGUGGUGGAGGAGCCUUUUGUCCAGCUCCAGGUCGUGAAGCAGGUGCCCCAGGCGGAGACCCAGGACGCUUUCCAGGAGAACGCGAAGGAGGAAAUUCGGACAGUCGAGAGCGGUAAGCACGUCGCCACGCCUGAAGUGCACACGGCGGACAAGUUCGUAGAGGUGCCUCACGUGGCGGACGGGCCCUUCGCCCAGUCCCAGGUCGUGAAGCAGGUGCCCAUGACGGAGGUCCAGGCUAUCACCAAGGAUAUCGAGAUGGACGUCGAAGAGACACCAGUCGAGGCGCCGCAGGUGCAGAUCUCGAAGGUCGUAAAGGAGACUGCGAAGGUGGACGAGGCCGUAGGGGAUUCAGUCGAGGUGAUCAGCCACUUGCUCAUUCGGUAUCUCGAGCAGCAGUCCGCGACCGACGUGGAGGUCCAGGAAAUCGAUCUCAUCAUUUGGUACAUGGAGCACAUUGAGGACAGCAUCCAGACUGAAGACCAACUCUUGGAGCAUCAGUUCCUGGUCCAGGCCAUCAUCGAAACGCUGCUCGCCGAGAGCCGCAUCAUCGAGGUGAGGCCCGCGCUGGACCCCCUGAGGCCCGAGGACCGUGUGUUCAGAUCCCGCCCUCCGUCCUCCCCACCUUCCUCCUCCUCCUAUGGUCCCGAAAUUCGAUACGGCCACCGAGCAUAGGCUUCCUUAUUCAGAGGCGAUAGAACUCCCGUUCGUUCGUAUCGUGGCAGCGCAGCGCAGCAUCCCUGUGCCAGCACCCCCGACACGUGGCCCCAGAGCGGGGACAUGCGAGAGACACGGCUCUCUGCGGCGGACCACAAUACUUGUUUUCCUUCACUACGCUGUGUUGGCUCUUUAUUGGUCCUGAUGCCGAGGA
Prorocentrum cordatum is the source of this 1272-nucleotide messenger RNA. The record is from the annotation of a GenBank genome assembly. NCBI's taxonomy places the organism in Eukaryota, Dinophyceae, Prorocentrales, Prorocentraceae.